GAUCAUUUUAACAUCUUAAAACAUUAUUCACUUUUAACAUUCAUAAACUCACAUAUAUCUCCUUUUCUUAACCUUUCGUGUAGUUCUUCCAUGGAGGCUACAGCCAAGUAUGACUUUGUCGCUACAGCUGAUGAUGAACUCAGCUUCAGAAAGGGACAGUGCUUGAACGUCCUGCAGACUACUGGGAAUUGGUACAAAGCAGAACUCAAUGAAGUCGAAGGUUUUGUACCCAAAAACUUCAUCAGCAUUAAUCUGCCCAGCUGGUAUCAGGAGGACAUGAGUCGCAGUGACGCUGUGGAGAAGCUGAUGUCACAGCCUGUGGGGGCCUUUCUCAUAAGGGGCAGCCAAAAUGUAUCCCCGGGCAGUUUCUCCAUUUCUGUCAGACAUCCAGCAGAUGUUCAGCACUUCAAGGUGCUGCGAGACAGCAGAGGGCAGUAUUACCUCUGGUCAAAAAAGUUCCCUUCGCUCAACCAGAUGGUGGAACAUUAUAAAAAGAACUCUAUCUCCAUACAAGUACCAAUAUUCCUACAGGAGCCAAAACAACAGCAUAGAGGGAGCACAGAUCAUUUACCGCCUCUCCCCAGUCCUGUCCUCACCCAUCGACGUCCCGACUGCAGACCUAUACCUGCACCACGACAGCGCAAAACCUCCACGCUGCAGGUCAGAGCUAUCUACAGUUUCCAAGCCAAGGAGACGGACGAGCUGGAGUUCAACGUCGGCGAUGUCAUCAAGGUCCUGGAGUGCUCGAAUCAGGCCUGGUGGAAAGGACAACUGAGGGGCAAAAUAGGCCUGUUCCCCUCCAGCUACACCAAACCCAUCUAAGAGGAACACAAACAAAAACAUGUGUCACAUCACAGCAGCUCUUGCAUGAGCUAAUAUCUAAUGCUAAUUCAUGCAACUAAACCCUACACCACCAAGUGUACCACAAAGUAUCAACUAAACAUAAAGACUAUUGUUGGUUUACACACACACACACACACACACACACACACACACACACACACACACACACACACACACAAGACUUUCAGUUUUCCAUCAUGGUAAACAUACAAAGAAAAAAAUAAUGUUAACUUAUAUCAAAAAAUGAUAAAUAACUGAGAAGCAAUUGGUUGGUUAUGCAGUUUUUGUUGGAUUUAUCAAACAAGUGACAUCUGCUUAUACAAAAUGACGAAGUAAAACUUGUGACAUGUUCAUGUACUGAAGUUACCUCUUUUUAUCAACUUAUCUCACUUUAUUUGUAUCUGAUAGAUCUGAU
Molecule: messenger RNA, 1258 nt
Organism: Thunnus maccoyii (southern bluefin tuna)
Lineage: Eukaryota; Metazoa; Chordata; Actinopteri; Scombriformes; Scombridae
Product: GRB2-related adaptor protein 2-like
Exons: 6
Coding region: 91-822 (243 amino acids)
Molecular function (GO): protein binding
Source: RefSeq, a predicted model, not a curated record